Myzus persicae (green peach aphid) is the source of this 2164-nucleotide messenger RNA. RefSeq lists its product as uncharacterized. The transcript is spliced from 4 exons. The coding region runs from base 463 to 1617 and encodes 384 amino acids. NCBI's taxonomy places the organism in Eukaryota, Metazoa, Arthropoda, Insecta, Hemiptera, Aphididae. The record is from RefSeq and is a predicted model, not a curated record. Gene Ontology annotation, cellular component: nucleus.
AUUAUUAUCACAUGGCCAUGAGGUUCCGGCUCCGGCAGUCCGGCGUUCAUCCGAUACUUCUAGUGUCCCACACUCAUUAAAUGAAACAAUUCCAAAUUUCUACGUCUAUCUUAUGGAUAUGAAACAUGAAUACAAAAAAAGUUAUACUCUAAGGCAUCUAGAACAGUCCUUAGACCAUUAUCAUCACCUUAGUCACUUGACACUUAACACUUAUUAGGAAGUCUUUUUUGGUAUUUUCUCUGCCUCACUCGACACAUCUUCUCUUCCCACGCUCAGUGUCAAGAUUCAUAAAUCCUGUGGCUUUAGCCGAAUACCUGGAGAAUAUUGAAUAAGUCCUUGAGUAUUAAUUACCUCCUUUCAGCACGUCUUGUUUCGCUCCUCAAAUGUUUAUGCGCGUUUUCGGUGUCUUAUCAACGUUUACAGUUCAGCAUCGUAAAUAACAACAAAAUCGCCAAGAUCAUUAUGUUCUCUAGGAAAAUACUGUUUUUUAAAUUUGCAAUCCAGCCGACGUUUGUGUUCAGAUCGUACAGAAACGUGAAAUCGAAACCUCACAGACAGUUCAAGAACGACAAUGUCAAAGGUAACCCUGGGGGCAAUCGUGUGUUGGCCAUGGUCUUGGAUGGAGAAUCUCCAGAUGUCACCGACGUAACAUUAGAAGACUUCGAAGACGGCGAAAAUGAUAUGCUUGAUUCGCAUUUGUUUUAUGAUCAGCACAUGAAGGAAAUGAAAAAACAAAAACAAUUUAAAUCAUUUCAGAACAUUAAACGAAAAUAUUUCAAAAGUAAUAUAGUACAGCCUAAUUUUUUAACAUACUUUGAAAAACAACAAAUAAAAAACUUACAUAACAAAUCUCCUAAAGAAUGGACUCCUCAAACAUUAUCAACAUGCUUCCCAGCAUCACCAGAAGUUAUUAUUAAAAUACUGAAAUCUAAAUGGAUAUCGGAUGAAGGGCAAAAAAUAUUGAGACAUGAUAAAUUGGUGCAACAAAAUUGGGAACGUUUUCGUAAUGGACUGUUUAAAGAUAUUUUAUCUGAUGAACUAAAAAAUCAUUUGGAAAAAUUUUCAGAACGACGACCUACACUAAUUACACUAGAACAAGCUGAAGCUCAUAUUCCCAAGCUAGCUGCAGAUUAUUUAAAGCCCCAGGAAUUUGGACAAAUAAUAACAAGUUACCUUGGAGAACUCACAAAUCCAAUUGAUGAACCAAUUCAAAUUGAAACUAAAGAUAAACCAAACAUUGAGAUGAUUUAUGAAUAUGAUACAACAACUAAAAGCAGUAAGAGACAUUUAACAUUAGAAGAAUUCAAAUGUGAUGCUCGAAAAGAAUCUUCUUCAUUGUAUACUACACCUCGGACAUUGUUGACAAAUGAUAAAUGUGUUGACGUAGAAAAAGUUGAAGCUAGUUUACAAGAAAAUACAAGCGUUGUUUCACGCAAAGAAGCGUCUGCAUUCAUUGAUACAAUUAAUGAUUAUCCACUUGCUAUUCGAAUACCGAAACAAGUUUGGAAAGAAGGAUACAUGUAUAGAGUCAACGACUGUUUUUAUGAUGAUAAUGGAGAAUUUUUAUAUAGAGUUCCAGGUUUAAUUAAAGAUGAAGAUAAACAACAAAAGCAAUAAUAAUAUUCAUUUGAUUUGAUUUAUAAAUAUGGUAUAAAUAUUGAUAUAAUUGUAUAUUUCUUUUGAGUAUGCCAAAAAUACUAUUUUUAUUUUUUAAGAACAUUAUUCAACUUUAGUGGUAUAAAAACAAAUUUCAUAAACUAAAAAUAAGAUGUAUUAAUUUAUUACCACUUAAAAUGCCUCGGUGUAUUGCCCUCACCCUACCCUAAAAAACCACUGAACACCAUAUAUAGAAUUAUGUUUGAAAUGGAAAUAUUGCCUUUCUAUUCGAGUGAAUUAUAUAUUGUAAAGACUAUGACUUGUUGACACGGUUGUCACAGUUAACGACUGGGAUACUUAAUGAGUUAAGAAUAUUAAUGCAAACGUUUUACACACUGUAAAUAAAUGUGGAUAGUUGUUUUAGAAAUAUAAUUACUUUAAUUAUAACUAAGCCAAUUUAAAUAAUUUAGAAAAAUUUAAAAAGUAAUGAACACCAUCCAUUUAGAACACUAGACAUAUUUUACCUAUUUAAAUAUAGUUUCAAUGUAAAUUUGUCAAAUAUUUAAAA